Molecule: messenger RNA, 462 nt
Organism: Penicillium manginii
Lineage: Eukaryota; Fungi; Ascomycota; Eurotiomycetes; Eurotiales; Aspergillaceae
Exons: 3
Coding region: 1-462 (153 amino acids)
Source: RefSeq, a predicted model, not a curated record
AUGUUCCAUAAUGAAGGGAAAGCUCUCCUAGUGCAGAGGACGGAAACCGACGAUGGUGUCUACAAAAUAGGACAGAUUGAGAAUCCCACAGUAUGUGGUUACAGGGGAAAAACACGGAUGCCUUUUAGCUCGAGUGCGGGUAUAUUCGCUGUAUCUGGAUCUAUAAACACGGCAACCCUGGAGAUGGAUGUUGUUUUGGAAGUGUAUGGAAUGAACUUGGGUUCUUUGCACGGAUACGCAAACCGGCCCUUCAAGAUCGAUCUGGAUCUAAGUAUGGUAAAGGGUAGCGUUGGGCUAAGACUGACCGGCCUGGACGAACUGUUGCUGGAUAUUGAUACGAAAGUCUUUCAAGUGGCGGAUGAUGGCUCGGGGAAGUUCAUAGAAUACAAGAAAGCUCAUUUCAUCCAAGACAUACCGGAUGUCAGGUGUGCACCUUGGCUUUCUCCUAGCUCUGAUAAUUAG